AGAGGCGCUGCAGCUCUGCACGCGCACCACACAACGUUCAGUCGUAAGCUACAUGUGAAGUAUCGUUUCUUACGCCGCCGAUCGUUGUAAUAAAUUCGAAUCCUUCAGCCAUUUUCGGCAUGCGGUUUACAAACCACAGAGGUCUAAGCUACGUAAAUAUACACUUAGACCAUGUACGUACGUAGUAGAGGACGUAGAACAAUAUCCGUUUGUAUUAGGAAAUUUAUUUUCACUGGAAUAGCUAUAACUGUGUGCCUAGGGCUCUUCAGCCAUGACAGAGAAAACAAUCAGAAACGAAUCAGAAACUACCGCGGCAACAUACGUCAUAUCCUCGAAGCCAGCCAAAAUUCGGAUAACGAUUCUUCAACUUCCAACGAAAAUCACAGAAAGACCUCAGUGCCUAAUGAAAUCAAAUCAUCGGCACCCGAUAAAACUCCGAAAAGUAAACAAUUGUCGUCAACAGAAACAACAAUCGUAACGGAAACCGCCAUCGAGAAUGCCACGGAAAUCGAAGAAGAAGAAGAAUUCUGCACAUCGCCAGCAUACCACGAAUUUCCUCCCGAUUUAUUCAAUAAUUACCAGAGAUCUCGGGGAGCCAUUGUAGUCCACAUUUUGGUCGUAUUUUACAUGUUUUACGCAGUCGCAGUGGUGUGCGACGAUUAUUUUAUAGCAUCCUUAGAAGAAUGCUGCGCGCGUUUGGACAUGAGCGAGGACGUUGCUGGUGCUACUUUUAUGGCUGCAGGCAGCUCGGCUCCGGAAUUGUUUACAGCGAUCUUAGGUGUCCUCGUGGCAAAAGGUGACGUAGGAACAGGGACAAUAGUGGGAUCUGCAGUUUUUAAUGUUUUAUUUGUCAUCGGAAUAUGCGGAAUAUUUUCUGGAAGAGAAGUUAAUUUGUCAUGGUGGCCAAUUAUCCGUGAUUCCGUCUUUUAUUCAUUCACAGUAGUGGUCUUAAUUCUUAUUAUUUAUGAUAGCACCGUCACGUGGUACGAAUCGAUAAGCAUGCUAAUCAUCUACGCCUUCUAUAUCUUAUUGAUGAAGUUCAACACUCAAGUACACUUCUGGAUCUCUAGAAGACUCGGGAUCGAAGACGAACUUACUGCUUCUCUGGGCAUUCUGUCACAAACGCAUGACAAUAAGUGUUACAGCUCUUAUGUUCCAUUUAAUAAUGAAAUCGACGAAUGUGCCCAAACGACAAUUACGUCACAACCUACAAUGGCCGCCGAUAACGUUAGACUUGUUAAAAAACGCUUGACAUUUUUCGAAGCCGGACAGAUGAUGUUGAUGACACGAUAUUUUCCUCCUCUAACACGAUUCCGAGCGGCUGCACGACGAAUUAUAUUGCAGAACCAAGCGGCAAGAAAUGCACCUCAGAAAAUGCAACCGCAAUUAUCUAUGGAUGGUGGAGGCGGGGGUAACGUGCCAAGAUGGAGAAGUAAGAGCAUCAUCAGUGCCAGCGUAGUUAUUUCCACAGAAGAUGAAUGGAAAAGAAUACCAUCCCCAAGUGAAGGGUUGGCAGUAAUAUUAAAAUGGAUCAUCAAAGCACCUGUUUUAGCCGUUCUUUAUUACACUAUUCCGGAUUGCAGAAAGAGUAGAUGGAAGAAUUGGUUUAUGGUAUCAUUUCUCAUGUCUAUUGUGUGGACGGCCGUUUUCUCUUACGUCAUGGUGUGGAUGGUGACUUUACUAGGUUAUACCUUGGGAAUACCGGACAGCAUUAUGGGAAUCACCUUUCUAGCAGCCGGUACAAGUGUACCAGACGCAUUUGCCAGUCUUUUGGUAGCAAGACAGGGUCAAGGUGACAUGGCGGUAUCAAACAGUAUCGGCAGUAAUGUCUUUGAUAUCUUAGUGGGUUUGGCCGUUCCCUGGUUUAUAUACACGGCCAUGAUAAAUCCUGGAGAUGUUGCAACUAUCAACAGUAGCGGAAUGGUUUACUCUGUUAUACUUUUAUUUCUUACGAUCAUCGUUACGGUGGGUGGAGUAUAUCUGAGCCAGUGGCAAUUAACAAAACGUCUAGGAAUAUUGUUACUAUCUGUAUAUGUUGUCUUCCUGAUUAUUUCUAGUAUGAUCGAAUUUAACUACUUUGGUUACGUCAAUCCUCCCAUGUGUAAGGAAUGAAAAUGUAAUAAUAAUUAUUGUUGUUCAUCUCUCUACAUGUAUUAAAAUAUAUAAAAAAACAAGUUAGGAUCAUCAGAAAUAGUCCUUUAAAAAACUUCUAUCUUUGAAAGAUGACUCAUAGAUUAGUUUCUUAUUAAGAAUGAUAAAGAGUUUUUGAUUUUUAUGAUUUUGCUAAACAUAAAAGAAAUUGUUACAUGACACGAAUAUAGAUUAUAGAAAUUAUAUACAGCUUGCACAGUUGUGAUGUUAAUAAUAACAGGUGUUAAUAAUAAUAAUACUUGAAAUUUGUUAAUAUAUUUUACUAUAUUUUAGAAUUUACAUAAUUAUUCAUCGUGGAAAAAUUUAUCUAAGUUAUAAUGUUUGAAGAAAACAAGAGCUUAGUAAACUGUUUCUAUCCCAAAAUGGGAAUAGUUGUCAUUAAUAAAUCCCCUUUCGAGUGCUUACAACAAAUAUAAUAUUGUUAAAAAUAUUAAUAAAUGGUACCCAGAGUUUUUAUUUAUUUAUUUAUUUCCUUGCAGCUUAUGUUGUGUGUGUGAGAUUCUUUGUUGUGUACCAACUACUUUUUAACUCUUUUGUAAAUUUUAAAAAUUAAUUUAUGCAUAUAUUAUUAAUAUAUAUACAUAUAUAUACUGUAUAAUGAAUUAUGUUUGUUAUGUUGGUUUAUAUCUUUUGAAAAUUUAA
Molecule: messenger RNA, 2793 nt
Organism: Centruroides sculpturatus (bark scorpion)
Lineage: Eukaryota; Metazoa; Arthropoda; Arachnida; Scorpiones; Buthidae
Product: sodium/potassium/calcium exchanger 4-like
Exons: 17
Coding region: 172-2112 (646 amino acids)
Biological process (GO): intracellular calcium ion homeostasis; calcium ion transmembrane transport
Cellular component (GO): membrane
Molecular function (GO): calcium, potassium:sodium antiporter activity; calcium channel activity
Source: RefSeq, a predicted model, not a curated record